UACUACCUAAUGUUACAUCGCUCUUUUUAUCAUCUACUUUUUCAGUAACUAGAACACCAUAGCGCGUUCCGCGCACCCAAUAUACGUAAAUGCAAUAUAAUGUUGAAAUACUUAACGGUAUUAUCAUUAUUGAUACGUAAAGAAAGUAAAAUAGUCUAAUGUGCAUAAUUUACAUAAAUAAUUUUAUUGAUAUAAUUCUAUAUAAACAUAAUUUUUAACAAACGAAGUUUGUCUUUAAUUACCUAAAUACAUUUUUAAUGAAUUCCAAGAAUGCACUCGAGACAUAGCUAUGUACAAUUAACUGUGAUUGAAAACAUUUCUUCGAAGAUCAAUACCAAUUUUGUCUAAAAUUUGUUCUUAAGAUUUAUUAAUAGUUAUUGUAAAAGCCAAACGCAUUGGAAACUGACGUCUUUUAAAAGUAAAUGGAUAUAUAUUUUCACAAUACGGAGUAAUCCAAUUAAGAAAUACUAUGUUAUUGCGUUCGUCUCCUGUCAAUAUUUUUGAUUUUAACAAAUGAUUAGAAAGAUCAAUUAUUUGUAAUCUUGUUCCAUUACAUAAUCCAUACAUACAUAAUCCAUUACAUAAUAAUAUUACAUAAUCCAUUACAUAAACAUACCAUCAUGUUAAUUUUCUGAUUAACAUGACCAUGCAGAAUUUUCUUAUACGUAAUUUAUGAGAAAGAAAAUUAGGUGGAUUUAGUGAAUUAAGAUAUUCUGGUAAAUGGAUAUCUUGCAUAUUACCAUUGUCAUAAUUUUCUGUAUUUUCUUGUCAUAAUUUAUGCUAGUACAUGUGUUCAGUACUUUUAUUUAAUAAAUUAGUAAUUUUAUUAUUAUCUACAUCAGUAUUUCUGGCUGAUAGAAUUGUACAGUGACUAAUUUCAGAAAACUUUUUUUUUAUUAAUUUUUCAAAAAUAUUUUGUACAAUGCAUUAAUUAUGCAAUAUUAUGGAAGCUGUAAAUUAUUGUCAUGAUCAUUUAUUUAAUGAUCUAUUAUCGAAAUCCAAUAAAUAUUUUGCAAAUUCAAGUUCAUAUAGUAAGACUUUCUAUUAGAUUUUAAGUUAAAUAUCAUAAAAAUUAGACAUAAUUAAGAGUUUUUAUAAUAAACAAAUUGAGAAUUUCAUUACAUAUUCCAUUAACUUUAAUUGGAAACAGUUGUCUGAAAUCACCACUUAAAACCAUUAUUUUUACCACCAAGUGGUUGAUCAGUCUUCAAAUAUUUUAAUGUUCUAUUUACGAUUUCCAAAGCACAUUUUAGGGCCAUUGGUGCUUCAUUCCAAAUGAAAACUUUUGUAUGUUUCAAAGUAAUUAGAUUGUAUUUUUGUAUUUGAAGAUAAAUUACUAAACAUCAGAAUUGGCAAACCAUAAGUUUUAUGCACUGUUUUUCCAUUUGGUAGCAAUGUAGCAACAAUACCGGUAUAGGCCUUUAUUAAAUAUUUGAUAUUAUCUGACAUUAUAAGAUCGUAAAUGACAGUAUAAACGAAAGUUUUGGUUUUAUUUACAUUCUAUUUUAUAGAUUUAGCGUACACACAUUUCGCACGUCAUAAUGGCUUGUUUUGAUUUGUGAAAUUCGGAGGAAUAGUCGAUAUAAAAUAAUUUUUUUUUUAUUACUCCAAGUUUAUUUACAAUCUGUGUCACGUAUUGAGACAAUAAGAAAAUGUUUAUUAAACAGCAGUUUAUUAUACUCUUAUUAUACUAGCAGUUAUUAUAUUAGCAGUUUCUUAUUAUAUUAGCAGUUUAUUAUACUCUAGUGAGUAUACUGUUUUUAUUUUACAGUAUGAUUGAAAUAAUUCUGUUAAUUUAUUUGCGCAUUCAUUAGUUUAUGUUCUUUAGUCUGGUGUUGAUGAUGGAUGUCUUGAGAAGUUUGUUGACAAGCUUAUUUGGAUGGUUUUGAAGAUUGAAAUUAUAUUUUGCGUAGCAUUUUUUAAUUUCUUCUUUAACUUCUUUAACCGUUCUUUUACUUCUAAUCUAUUAAUCAUUUCAGAUAAUUUCAUUAGGUUCGAAUCAUGGAGCCCGUAUUAUAUUGCGUAGAACUUUCGAUUGAAAUCUUUUCAGGAUUUAGAUAUUCAAGUUAGAAGCAGCAUCCCAUAGUUGAUCCCACAGCAUGCCAUAUGUCCAGAGUACAGCUUUAUAUAACAACAGUUUGUUUUCAAUUGACAGCUCCGAUUUUGUUCCGAUGAACCAGUACAUUUUUCUCCAUUUGAGACCCAACUGUUUACGUUUAGUAAAUAUAUGUUCUUUCCAUGUAAGUCUUCAGUCUAGAUGAAUACCUAGAUAUUUUACUUGAUUGCUUUGCGGAAUAUAUUUAUUGUUUAAUCUAAUAGGAGGGACAGGUCUCUUUUCGAAGUGUUGUAUGUAUUGAUUUGCUUUCAUUUACUAUUAUUCUUCAGGAGUUAAACCAAUUUUGAAGGUGAUUUUUUAACUAGUUUUGUAAUGUUUUGGUAGCUAUUUUUGCUUCUAAGUGUACUGUUAAAAUUGCUGUAUUAUCUGCAUAUGUUACUGUCAAGAUAUUAAUAGACUUUGAUAGGUCCGAGGUAUAUAACAGAUAUAGUGUUCGACCUAGAACACUGCUUAUAUUAACAGAUGUUUUGAUAUGUUUUUAUUUAGUUUAACUUAAUAGUCUCUAUUGCUUAGAUAAGACUGGAACAAUUCGUAGUGAGACCGAGGAAAAAAUCUCUUAAGAUUGUGCAGUAGCCCUUUAUGCCAAACCUUGUUUAAAAUUUGAGUUGAAAAAUAUCUCUUCAUUCCUCUACAAACUUAAAUCCUUUCCACAUACCACCCACCAUACUACAGUGCUAUUUUAACCAGUCUCAAAACAAAAAGAAAAUAUACAAAAAUAUAAAAACUAAUGUCAAUCAAUAAUAAUAAAUUCAAAUUACUAUCGACACCGCACGACACCUGGCGAUGGUACGGUAAAGCUCUUGCUUUGCACACCAACUAAUAAGGAAAAGAAGCAGUCCGACUCUAUAUAUCAUUAUUUGGCGACGAAAGCAACGGGGCAAUUCUGUGGGCGCUGUAUUUGAUUUUAUUUUUACAGUCUAGUGAAAAGUAAUUAUCAUUGAACUGAAGACUGUUCAGACAAUCAAUAAAUGACUAUUUUGCCUAUCGAGUAAUUUUAUAAAUAAUUUGUAAGCACAUGACGCACCAUUGCUUGGCGCAAAUCAAACACGUCCAAGUUACUCGUGAAAACAACUUAUGACAAAAAUAUAUGCAUUCUUCUCUUUCUGCCCCUCCAACGCAGAAUCACCUCGUUGCCACUACCGAAUUUCGUAUCUGAAUACGACCUUAACAUUACUUAACAUGGCGACGGCAUAGGUAGCAAUAGACCAUCAGUAUACAAGCACAAGAUGCAAAUAAAAUUUUCUGUAACGAAAAAAACUCGCAAGGGUUGAACAAGGAACGGGGUUGUCGACGAUGGGCAGCCACUUGAUGAACCGAGCAACGCAAUUGUUCUCUGAUGUCGAUUAGAUUAACUAUAGAUUAGAUUUUCUCCCGUCUACGACUCAGGAAAGAACGCGCGUGCGCAUGCAAGUCCGAGUAGAGAAAGAAGAGCUGGAGAGAGAGAAAGAGAGAGAGAGGUAACAGCGGCACUCGGCAGCAACAACGAAAUCGAUCGAGGAAGUUGCCGUCACGCCGGUCGUUUAUAGUCACGCGCAGUCCUGGUGCCGCUAAAGCAGCAAGCAUAAAGAUAACGUGGAUUGCAAAGCCAAAGAAAUAGUAACGAAUAAAGGAAAGAGAACGAUCAAGGGGAAUAGAUACAGCCAACGCGCGUUCGAAAUAGAGGGUUAACGCGGGAACGGUGCCUCUCUCCACAAGUUGCACGUCACCAUGAAGCUCGUCGACAACGUGGUACGGAGCUUCAAGGUGGCCAAAAUCUUCCGCGAGAACACUGACCGCAUCAACAGCAUUGACUUCUCCACUACCGGCGACACGCUGAUAUCAUGCUCCGAAGACGAUCAGAUCGUUAUCUACGAUUGCGAGAAGGGCACACAGAUACGCACUGUCAAUUCAAAGAAGUAUGGCGUCGAUCUCAUUCACUUCACCCACGCCAAGAACACUGCCAUCCACAGCAGCACCAAAGUCGACGACACCAUUCGCUACCUGAGUCUGCACGACAAUAAGUACAUCAGAUACUUUCCCGGCCACACCAAGAAGGUCGUUUCGCUUUGCAUCAGUCCCAUCGAAGACACUUUCCUCUCGGGCUCCAUUGACAAGUCGCUCAGACUUUGGGAUCUGCGAUCACCUAAUUGCCACGGGGUCAUGAACGUUGCCGGCCGACCGGUCGCCGCCUACGACCCGGAGGGCUUGAUUUUCGCGGCCGGCGUCAAUUCCGAGUCCAUUAAGCUGUACGACCUGAGGAGCUUUGACAAGGGUCCAUUCACCAACUUCAAGCUCCAGCAUGAGAAAGAAUGCGACUGGACAGGGUUAAAAUUCAGUCGGGACGGCAAAACUAUUUUGAUUUCCACCAAUGGCAGCAUCAUCAGACUUAUAGAUGCCUUUCAUGGCACUCCAUUGCAAACAUUCACAGGUUAUCUGAACAAUAAAGGUAUCCCUAUAGAGGCUAGCUUUAGUCCAGACUCCCAAUUUGUGUUCAGUGGCUCUACUGAUGGAAGGAUACAUGUGUGGAAUGCAGACACUGGUUACAAAGUUUGCGUUCUCAAUGGAGAUCAUCCUGCACCUGUACAGUGUGUACAGUUUAAUCCUAAGUACAUGAUGUUGGCGUCUGCUUGUACAAAUAUGGCCUUUUGGCUACCAACAGUAGAUGACAUGUCUUAAGGAUAUACUGCAAUGCCUUGUCUCUGCCAAUUGCAAGUUACAAAAAUCAAAGUGUCACAGUGGUCAGCAUCUGAGCUGGUUCCUGCAAAACAAGUUACUGUAAAUUGUUGUAACGAGAAUUCAACAUUGCACUCUGUAAAAAUGGAACACUCUUCUAUAAAUUUAUAUUGAUGUAUAAACUACUAGUGACAAUGGACACUACUAAGAUUCAUAGCAUUGUUGUGCCACGAGAUUAUAUUUAUAAGUGGCUUGAUUUUUUACAUUAGCCAACUUGAAAUGUUGACUAAAUACUAAAGUAUUUAAAUAUGUCGUCCACAUGCGGUUAUUUCUUGAAAACUAUGUUUCAUGAACGUUAUGUCAUUUUAUAGUCAUAUUUCUAAAUGUUCACAGGCUUAUUGUCUUAGUUAUAACAGCUUAUAAUACCAAGUUCUCAGCAUUUCAUAACAUAGCUUCUAAUACAUAUUUAAAAUUUAUUUUCUAUAUACACCUCAAGUUUUAAGUUAAUUAGUAAAGAGUUUGUACUCUAGAUGUCACAGCAGGGAAAUUUAAUAUAUUUUUUUCAAAAUUAUUAUGCGUAGAACUAUUGUUUGUAUACUGAUAAUGAAGCAUUAUCAAAGUUGACUGUAACUUAAGCACAAAAGUGAUUUUAAGGAAAUUAAAAUUUAAUUUAGUCACAUAUUUAUUUACUUUUGUAAUGUUUUCUAAAUAUUUAAUAUUUUUUAAUUAUUUAGACAAUGAAGCCUUGUAUGCCUGACUUCUAUUGAAAAAAUAUUAAACCGUAAAAAAUCUUCCUUAUGCUUACUGAAUGUGGUAUGAAAAUUCAUAAAAAACGUUCAAAAUAUUAUUAAGAAAAUAGGCAGACAAUUUUGUGUAGCUAUUAAAGCAACAAAAAAUUCUUGUAAAAUUCCAGUAUAGUUAUAUUUUGAACUAAACUGUAAAGUUAUCUCUUUUUCUUGACGACAUUUGUGAUGAAUGUAUUAAUUUUCUCCUAAUGUAAUUUCAUUGUGUGUGAUAAGUGUAUGAAUGAUAUUUGUAAAAUAGUAUUUUUUAUAAUGAAAUAAAGAAAACUGAGAUGUAUAAUGGUAAUUAUCUAUAAAUAGUGGUUGAUAAACAUUAUUAAUAUAACUCAGGGCUAAAAGAAAGUACCAGAUAAAAACUAUUAAUAUAAAUACAUUUGUACCCAACAUUUUUUAUGAGAAAUUUAAAAAUAAUGAGAGAUUUCAACUAACUCUGCACAGAUUACUUUUAUUUUACUGCCAAUAAUUAAUAUCAUUAUCAUAUGAGAAGUAAAUAAAUAUCCACUUCUAAAAUUUUCUUAAGGAGUAUUACAAUAAAUAAAUUACAUGUGUAAUUUACUAGAAUAUUCAAGAGUAAAUCAAACUUGAAAAGCUUCCAAAUGAAUAAUUCAUAAUGCACUAAAUAUAGCAGUUCAAAAUGAAAUUUAUAAUAAUUUUCAAAUGAACCAAUUGUUAUUACAUUGUAACUUUAUUUCUUAUGAAAUCGUAA
Phymastichus coffea is the source of this 6277-nucleotide messenger RNA. RefSeq names its product WD repeat-containing protein 82 (gene Wdr82). The coding region runs from base 3824 to 4771 and encodes 315 amino acids. Gene Ontology annotation, molecular function: protein binding; chromatin binding. Gene Ontology annotation, cellular component: Set1C/COMPASS complex. The record is from RefSeq and is a predicted model, not a curated record. NCBI's taxonomy places the organism in Eukaryota, Metazoa, Arthropoda, Insecta, Hymenoptera, Eulophidae. The transcript has a single exon.